Monopterus albus (swamp eel) is the source of this 2411-nucleotide messenger RNA. RefSeq names its product group 3 secretory phospholipase A2-like. Lineage: Eukaryota; Metazoa; Chordata; Actinopteri; Synbranchiformes; Synbranchidae. Gene Ontology annotation, biological process: phospholipid metabolic process; arachidonate secretion. The transcript is spliced from 7 exons. Bases 111 to 2261 code for a protein of 716 amino acids. The record is from RefSeq and is a predicted model, not a curated record. Gene Ontology annotation, molecular function: A2-type glycerophospholipase activity.
GGCUGGUACAGAACUACACUAAUGCUUUGGAAUAAUUCGUAUAUUCAGGGAUUAAUUUAAUACAUCAACUUGUAUUAAACGGGGCUGAUUAGACGCAUUUUUACACUGAGAUGCAAAACAGAUUCCUCCUACAAGUUGCUUUCCACUUGUCAUCGCUAAUUUUCUGGAAAGCACAAGAUGUAAUCGGAUAUGGACACUCCUGUCUCAGAUGGAGUACUGCCGAAGACGGACAAAUGCGCGUCACAUUUCUGCAAGAGGACACAACCGGUGUGCGCUCCUUGUACCUCACCCUGUGGUCCGACACGCGAUUGUCAGCAUGUGAAGUAAAUACCGAUCCAUUCGUCACCGAAAGGUACCGCGCUCUUUGUGACAGUAGCAGCACCCAGCAGGGUGAAGAAGUUGCACAGAGGUUUAAUAUCAGUACAGUUUUGGCUCCGGGGGCUCUCUGCGCGAAUAUCGCCUUUAGUGCGCCAAAGUAUGGCAGGCGUUUCAAAAGAAAUGGGACUGAGGGAAAAGCUCGGAAGAAGCGCGCAUGGACAUUGCCAGGAACGCUGUGGUGCGGCAAAGGAAGCAAAGCGGUCGGAUACGAGCAGUUAGGAAUGUUUGAGAAUGCAGACAGAUGCUGCCGUGAGCAUGACCACUGCCCGCAUAUCAUCCAUGCUUUCACAGUGAAUUACGGGGUCUUCAAUCCCAACUUCUACGUGGUCUCACAUUGUGACUGUGACCAAAGGUUUCGACAGUGCCUUCUGGAUAUGAAUGAUACCAUUUCCCAUAUGGUGGGCUACAGCUUCUUCAGCAUCCUGCGGAUUCCCUGCUUUGAGCUAAAACAGCAGAGGCGAUGCACUGAGAUGUACUGGUGGGGAACGUGUAAAACAGCCAAAAAGGCUCCAUAUGCCAUUUUCAAAAGCCCCCUUCCUUACAACACCUCUGAUGCUUCAAGAAAAUAUGAAGAGAACACUGACAGCAACAAGUCAACAAGUGAGGAGCAGCAUGUAACCGAAAGAAAAUCACCCAAAAGUGAACGUAGAUGCAGCUCCAGAGACCCGCCUAGGGGAGACAGUUUCCACAGAGGGACAAAAGGCAAAGGAUGUAAAAGACCCCAGAAGCUGUCAACACUAGCACCCUCCCAAAUAUCCACAACGUCAAAGACACACACCACUACUCUGUCAAUGAAAACAGGUCUUUUAAAUCCUUCCAAAAACAGCACACUGAUGACAAAUAAAAAAAGAGUUGGAAAAAAGAAGAGCUCCAGAAAGGGCCUGUUGGCUUACACCACAGGAAGCCAAGUUCCGCCACAGGUGACCUCUACAACAAAAACAACACAGAUGCCAGCACUUCACCUGCACCUACCAACAGCCAUUACAGCAGUGACCAAAGCCAUGAAAAGUCACAAAAUAGUUCCAAAGCCGAGUCGCUGUUGUAGAUCCAGGACUCCUGUGAGGGGUGACCCUUUCUGGCCACAUUGUAAAAAUUGUCUGCAAGAAGUAACAACUUCUCACAUGACAACUGUCAAACCUGCAAUAACCAUUAAUGGAUUACCAAUCAAAGCCACAACACUUAGGGCACUACAGCUCAAAGAGACAACAGAACCCCAAACACCCAAACAAGACUCUGUGAAAAGACUAUGGAAUACAGUUACUUUUUCAACACCCAUCACAACUAAACUAAAGAGAUCUGGCCCCCUUCGUAAGAAUGGUAAGCCACAAAAGCAGCUGGACUCCCAUCUACUGCAGGAUAAUACAAGCCAGGAUCCUAUGGGUAGUACUAUAGCCCAAAACACCCAUGCCAAGAAAAACCUCAAACAAAGCAAUGCACUUCAUAACAUGACAGAUAUUCAGCUCCUGUGUGGAAGCCUCAAACAUCUGGAUGAAUGUAAAUACAAAAUUCCUCCUCUGGAGAAGAAGUAUGAUCUGCAGAACAUGGAGUCAAAGACUGCCUACCACUGUGGCUGUAUCAGCCGUUUGGCUGUUCAGGCUGAAAGCUUCAAGCAGCCCAGUGUUCUCUCUACACUACUGAUGGAUUUCAUAUCUCAGUACUGCUUUAAACUUCCAAAGGAUAAAAAAUGCCACAGCAGGAAAAGCUGUUCUGGAGGCUUCACUGAAGCUUCUGGCCUUCUUCAAACACUUAAGAAGACAGAGGAAAAAGACCCUCCUGGGGUGCGAAAUCCAAGCAAUGGAAAAAAGAGAGGGAUUCCUGUUCGCCUUUAUAAGCGAUGCCUAAGGCUGGAAAGAGAAGCUGAUAAUAGGGCACCGCUCACAUGAUCAUAGACUAACCUGCUAUGUGUAGCAACAAAGAAUUUUAUAAGCUUUACAUUUUCUGCUGCAUUUUUUGUUUCUCUCUGAUGGUGUAUAAUGGCAGUGGGAUGUAAAUAUUUAGGGACUAAAAUCCUUGAAUACUGUUAUAUUUUUGUA